CAGAUAUACACGCAACGUUACUUAGUGUAUGGAUUCACUCCAAGUACAAUUUCCUAACAAUCUUACAGAUGUGCACGGGGAUUGUAGAAACCAUACUAUGACCCCAAUUUGCACAGGGACAUCUGUUAUUGGGAUUAAAUAUAGAGAUGGAGUUGUUCUAGCUGCUGAUAUGUUAGUUUCAUAUGGCUCCCUAGCCAAAUAUAUGGAUUUCGAACGCAUGUUUAAGGUAAAUCAGAGCACAAUUAUGUGCUGUAGUGGUGAUAUGGCUGACUUCCAAUUUCUCAAACAUCACAUUGAAGAGCUGACACAUCAAGACAGUCUACUUUCCGACGGCUUUAGGCUGAGCCCUCAUGCUCUCCAUAGCUGGAUUACACGUGUCCUAUAUAACCGUCGAAGUCGUUUGCAGCCACUGUGGAACACCUAUUUGGUCGGAGGUUUGGAAGCAAAUGGCGAACCCUUCAUUGGGUAUUGUAGUAUGCUUGGUGUUUCAUUCACCGAAAAUUAUGUUGCGACUGGCUUCGGUGCAUACCUUGCAAUGCCUAUUCUAAGAGAAUGUUUGGAAAUAAAAGCAGGGGGUGAUCCAAACAAUAUAACGGAAGAAGAUGCUAUCUCAACAAUAACAAGUGCAAUGAAGCAAUUAUACUUUCGAGAUUGCCGUGCAUUCGAUACGUAUCAAAUGGCUGUCGUCAAUAAAGAAGGAAUACAAAUAAGUGGCCCAUUACGCCUGAAAUGUGAUUGGUCUAUUGCUGAAUAUGUAAAGGGAUAUGAUUAAAAGAUAUUUUGUUUUAAAGCUUCUUUUUAUGGGAAAUAAAUUUUUUGAUAGGAAAAAUAUUUUUCAGCCGGUAACUUUUGUUUCACAACUUACAUCAAUCCGUAUUUGAUGUUAUCAUUAUUGUUAAGUUUUUAAGUGUUCGAUAUCUUACUUACGCCUGUUUCUCUUAAUGGAGCAUAGGCCGCUGACCAGCAUUCUCCAACCCACUCUAUCCUGGGACUUCUUUUCUAGUUCUGUCCAAUUGUUGUUCAUUCUUCUCCAUCUCUCGACGUAAUGUGUUCUUUGUUCUUUCUCUCCUCCUUUGGCCUUAAGGAGUUGUUCGGAUAUAUUAACUUAUGAAUAAAUGGUCAGUCAGAUGCGAGCAAUAUUUGUAAGACAUCUGUGAUCGAAUACUAGUAGCUUACGAUUGUCUUCUACUCUAAAAGGCCAUGUUUCGCUGCCGUAAAGUAAAACAGAACGGACUGUCGCGCAGUAUACUCGUCCUUUUAUUGAUAGACGGAUAUCUCGCUUUCGCCAUAAGUGACGUAAGUUGGUAAAAGCCAAACGAGCUUUUCGAAUCCAUGCUGAGAUUUCGUCAGACACCAACCUAUUAG
Molecule: messenger RNA, 1365 nt
Organism: Schistosoma haematobium
Lineage: Eukaryota; Metazoa; Platyhelminthes; Trematoda; Strigeidida; Schistosomatidae
Product: Proteasome subunit beta type-4
Exons: 5
Coding region: 29-772 (247 amino acids)
Cellular component (GO): proteasome core complex
Source: RefSeq, a predicted model, not a curated record